Ananas comosus (pineapple) is the source of this 1680-nucleotide messenger RNA. Its product is annotated as protein NUCLEAR FUSION DEFECTIVE 4-like. Gene Ontology annotation, cellular component: membrane. The coding region runs from base 15 to 1598 and encodes 527 amino acids. Lineage: Eukaryota; Viridiplantae; Streptophyta; Magnoliopsida; Poales; Bromeliaceae. The transcript is spliced from 4 exons. The record is from RefSeq and is a predicted model, not a curated record.
AUAAAUUAUAAUACAUGAACAAGCUAACAACACUACUAGGCUCAAACCCUAGUAUCCUUCCAUGGCUCACACUAGCAGCCAUCAUCUGUCUCCAGUCCAUCAACGGCACGAACACGUCGUUUCCGGCGUACUCCAGCGAGCUCAAAUCGCGGCUUCAUAUCUCGCAAAUCCAGCUGAACGUUCUCGCCGCCGCCUCCGACGUCGGGAAGCUCUUCGGCUGGUGCGCCGGCCUCGGCGCCGCCCGGCUCCCCCUCUGGCUCGUCCUCGCCGUCGGCGCCGCCAUCGGCUCGGUCGGCUACGGGCUCCAGUACCUGUUUUUGGCCCAUAAAAUCACGCAACUCGCAUACUGGCACGUAUUCUUACUCAACGUGCUCGCCGGGAACAGCAUCUGCUGGAUCAACACCGUGUGCUACAUCGCAGCCAUCCGCGCGUUCCCCGCGGAUUACGGGGCCGUCGUCAGCCUCUCGACGAGCUACGCGGCGCUGAGCGCGAAGACGUACAUCGCCCUCGCACAGUUUAUACUUGGCGCGGAGCCCAGUGACAAGAGCAUCUACUUGUUGCUGAACUCCGCGGUGCCGCUCGCCGUCUGCGCGAUCGCCGCGCCGUUCCUCAGAGAACCAGACCCGCUGGCGGCGGCGGCGGCGGGCGCGACGAGGACGCGCGGAGGUCUGGUCGCCGUGUUCGUGAUCGCGGGGGCGACCGGAGUUUACGCGGUGGUGGAGACGGCGGUCCCGGUGUUCGGAAAACUCCCGCGGCGGCUACCGCCGGGGAUUCUGCUGAUCAUGGUGGCGUCGAUAGUUCUAGUGCCGCUGUGGAAGAGAAUAGAAGGGGAGGAGAGAGAAAGAGGAGAGAGGAGGGGGAGGAGGAGCGGAGGAGGAGGAGGAGGAGGUGACGACGGGGAGAAGGUGGCGUUGGUUGGGGAGUGUGGGGCGCGGGGGAUGGUGAGGAGCGCGGAGUUCUGGGUGUACUUCGGGACGUAUCUAUGCGGGGGUGCGCUGGGGAUGGUGUAUGCGAGCAACCUGGGCCAGGUGGCGCAGUCGCGCGGGGCCUCGGCGGCGGCGCUCGUGUCCACGUCAUCCGCCUUCGGAUUCUUCGGGAAGCUCGCCUCCGCCCCCGCGUCCGCAUACGCCCGGAGAAAAUAUAUGUUAUCAAGGCCAGGAUCAGUUGCACUACUGAUGAUGACCAUGGCUUGCUCAUUCUUUUUGCUUCUGAGCCCUUCUGAGCACUCUCUCUUCGCCAGCACGGCCAUCAUCGGCAUGUGCACGGGCGCGAUAACGUCCCUCGCCGUCGCGAUCACCUCCGACCUAUUCGGGUUCGAGCAUUUCGCCGUUAACCACAACAUCGUGGUUGCGAACAUACCGAUCGGAUCGUUCAUUUUCGGAUGUAUUGCGGCUAUUAUCUACGACAAAGAACGAGAGCAUCAUGGGGGAGAUCAGGAUGGGGUGUGUUUUGGGAUGAAGUGUUACCAGAGAACUUUUGUUAUAUGGGGUUCCUUUUGCUCACUUGGAACACUUUUGAGCUUUGUUUUGUACUUUAGAACUAGAAGGUGUUCUCAAAGUACUAUGUCAAGUACCAAGGUGACUGGUUGUCAAGUUUAACUUGGUAUGUGUAAUCUUAGUUACUUUGAUUUCAUGUAUUCUUAUUAAUUUGAGAAUAUAUAGUUCGCUAUUGAUGAAUAAA